Messenger RNA from Camponotus floridanus (Florida carpenter ant), 2388 nucleotides. RefSeq names its product 45 kDa calcium-binding protein (gene myd). Lineage: Eukaryota; Metazoa; Arthropoda; Insecta; Hymenoptera; Formicidae. Bases 574 to 1695 code for a protein of 373 amino acids. Gene Ontology annotation, biological process: calcium-ion regulated exocytosis. The record is from RefSeq and is a predicted model, not a curated record. The transcript is spliced from 5 exons. Gene Ontology annotation, molecular function: calcium ion binding. Gene Ontology annotation, cellular component: endoplasmic reticulum.
AGUGAAAGUGGAUCAAUACGUAGUGAGCGUGCGGGCCUGUCUGGCAACGUGCGGCUGUCUCUCCUAGUCCAAAUCGCCUAUCUGCGUUCGAAUGAAGAGCGUGUAAAUAGCACAUGAUUCGUUGACAGUUUAACUGUCACACGUUGACAGGUGCAAUUGUCAAUUUUUCCCAAAUUCACGCAACGAUUGAUUCGGCCGUGCCUCAUCGAGUUGGUGCAAAUUGACGCGUGGAGCAGUCUCGUAUCGUGAGCUCUGGACGACUAAAAAAUUAAUAGUUUAAAAUAUUAGUCUAAAAUAUUUAUAUUCUUCAAUUGUGCGAGUGCAUCAAUUCUCUGUUUUGCAAAAAUGCAGAUUUUAUAUUACCUGUCGAGAAGUGAAUCGUCUGCUUGUCAUCGAUGUUAGAAGAAUGUUAUAUGUUGGAUUAUGUAGAUAUAUAAUUGUGACAAACGGACAAUAAAUCGAUUCUGUUGCAUGGAGUCGGGAAGAUUGGAAAUUUUGCUUAUUGGAGAUUGAUGAGAGAAGGAAGCGGGAAUUAGAAAGUUCGAGUCAUCAUAUAUAUGUUAUGCGGUCGCGAUGUACCUGUCACAUCUUGUACGAAGGAUGACCUGCAGGCAAGAAUUGACUUGCUUGCGAUUCCUACGUUGGACUGUCUUGGUGCCGCUCGUAAUCUAUAUCUCACUCCUAUUUGUCAAGUACAAUAAAAGCGUGCCUCUGAAAAGUCUAUCGACCUCAAGCGACAAGGACAGAGAGGGUUCCAUGAUGGACAGCUUGUUCCUCGAAUUGCAGACCGUGACGGUUGACAAAAAGAACUUGGCGGAAUACAAGGAUACGAAAAUUGAUCGCGGGGAUGAAGGAGGUAUACGAGAAGUCAUGGAGGCGGAAAAUCGCGAGAAUCCGAGAAAUCUCCUAGAAGACAUCUUCCGUAGAGCCGAUACUGACGAGAACCAAUUGCUGGAUAUACAGGAAUUGGCGAAGUGGAUUCACGCCAAGAUCACCGAACACAUCACGCGCGCUAUGCGAGAGAACGUUGGGUUGUUCACUGCUAUUGACACGAAUCUUAGAGAUGGCGAAGUCUCAUGGGAGGAAUAUCACGCUUAUUUUCUGAGAACUCAUGGCUUCUCUGAGACCUAUAUAAAUUCCCAUGAUAAAAAGCACAGCGAGUUAUCGCGAACACUAAAGGAGAGCAUAAUGAGGGAUAGAGCACGAUGGGCUGAGGCUGCUAGAAACGAUCCCGACAGAUUGGGUCUGGAUGAAUUUCUUGCUUUCACGCAUCCCGAGAGUAGUCACAGAGCUCUUCUCCAAAUGGUGGAGGACCUCUUUGAAAAAUUCGAUCGAGACGGUGAUGAACAGUUAACAGAGGACGAGUUCUCGGAUUUGCCAUCGGAAGGAGUCGGCCUAGAUUUACACGAAGAUCGACAACAAUCGAUAGGAGGCAGCGAAGACAGGCGUAAGGAGUUUCGACAUUUGAUUGACAAGAAUAAAAAUGGGAAAGCCGAUCGAACCGAGCUCUUGAUGUACAUUGAUCCACGAAACCCCAGACAUGCCAUACAAGAGGCCCAGCAUUUGAUUACCUUGUCGGAUAUGAAUUUAGACGGAAAGUUAGAUCUUCCGGAGAUUUUGAGCAAAAUGGAUUUAUUUCUCGACAGUAAAAUGGUAGACACGGAGAAAAGUUUCCACGAUGAAUUUCGACGAUAGUUUUCACAUAAGAACGAACAUAAUUAUAAAAUUGAAGAAGGACAUUUGUUACAAUCUUUUUAUCGAAAGACGAUUUCUAGAUAAAUGGACGAAUAAUUUUUUAUAACACCAGAUAGAUGCGACUAAAAACUUUGAUAUAGAUAUUUUUAAAUAUCUUAGAAAAGUUUUUCUCUUUGACAUUUGCAUAUUGAACACAGACAAUAUGAUUUUUCGAUCCAUGAUCGACAAUGGAUUGGACCAAUACAAUUAUCGAUUCGUGCAGGGUAUUCACUAGCGAUUUCUAAUAGAUUUUUUUUUUAAGGACACUACUUGAUUUAGUGCGCAAACGAAAAUCAUAGGCUUUUAGAACGCAUCUGUGAUAGUCUUUUGACGUAGAAUAUUGUUUAAGUAGACGCAAUUAUUAUAGUUAUUAAUAACUACUAUAAUAAUAGAUUUUAAUACAUUAAUUGACUCAAUCAGAAAUAAUAACUCAAUUAGAUCGUUUACAAUUUACAGGGUUAAAAUUAUAUAUACAUAGAUAAUUACUUGCCAAUUGUAGGAUCGGUUGUGAAACGGAUGAGAGGUUGCAAAUCCGUCCUUUCGUAGAUUCUUAGGUUUCUUAUAUGUAACUUGCUCUUCAAUUAUUUAAGAGAGUUAUUAGAGAUUUUGUAUUUGCAAAAAAAAAUUUUCCCUUUCGAAUUAUUAAUUUAAAUA